AUGCCUUCCGCUGUGGGUUAUCAACCCACCCUGGGUACUGAAAUGGGUACUUUACAAGAAAGAAUUACUUCUACCAAAGAAGGGUCAAUAACUUCUAUUCAAGUAGUUUAUGUACAUGCAGACGAUUUGACCGAUCCUGCUCCUGCCACGACAUUUGCACAUUUGGAUGCAACUACUGUACUAUCAAGAGGAUUAGCUGCCAAAGGUAUCUAUCCAGCAGUAGAUCCUUUAGAUUCAACGUCCACCAUGCUCCAACCUCGGAUCGUCGGUGAAGAACAUUAUGAAACGGCGCAAAGAGUUAAACAAACGUUACAACGUUACAAAGAACUUCAAGACAUGAUAUAUAUUCUUGGGUUGGACGAAGUAUCUGAAGAGGAUCGCUUAACCGUAGUAAGAGCACAAAAAAUGGAACGUUUCUUAUCACAACCUUUUUUCAUAGCAGAAGUAUUUACUGGUUCCCCAGGGAAAUAUGUUGGUCCCGUAGAAACAAUUAAAGGAUUUCAAUUGAUUCUUUCUGGAGAAUUAGAUAGUCUUCCUGAACAAGCCUUUUAUUUGGUGGGUAAUAUCGAUGAAGCUACUACGAAGGCUACGAACUUAACUUAG
Molecule: messenger RNA, 603 nt
Organism: Lathyrus sativus (Indian pea)
Lineage: Eukaryota; Viridiplantae; Streptophyta; Magnoliopsida; Fabales; Fabaceae
Source: the annotation of a GenBank genome assembly